AUGAACUCUCUCUGGCCAUCCCGAGCUUCAAGUGAAGGCAAUGCGGCUGCGAAUCCUCCCACCACCGACGUGACAGACACCGGCGUGCCGGAUGCUGGGCUAAGCAAGGGCGAUCAGCAACAACAGGUGGCAUCCGUUCGCCCCUUGCUGCAGCGUAAUGCUCAGCCGCAGACUCCUCCUGCCUUUCCUCCGCCGCCCUCGGAUCCUCCGCCUCCACCAAGCGCAACUACUCCCUUACAGCCGCCCACAGACUCGCUGUCUCUGGCUCAGCUGAGGCGUCUUGUUGCCGACUUCCCCCACGCUGAGGCCGCUGCCUACGACUUCGACUACCAAGACACCGCACCGAUCGAGGAGGAGAUUGACGAGUGGUUCGUCUACCAAUUCUGGCAGUGGGUGCGUCUCAACGGGGUACAGCGUGCCUUUGAGUGGCAAUGGCUUAACAGCCACGGGCAAGACACAACUUGGGAGGACGUUGAUGACGAUGUGAGGAGGGCGUUUGUGUCGGACGGGUUGUCAGGGCUGUCGUCGGAGACCUCCAAGGAACGGUCUGCAAACGUCGCCAGGCUGGUCUACAUCACGCUUGGGAGAUGGACCAGUACCGCUGGCGGUGAUAAGCCGGCAGCUGGGACGGAGAAGAGGCCAAAAUGCGUGGCUACGCCUUCUCAACUCGAGGCGAUGAAGGCUGGGGUGCGGCUCAUUGCAGACGUCGGGGGUGUUCAGAUUAUUUUCGACGCUCUCAAGAAAGCGUUUGAGCCUUUUUGGCCCGAGGAAGCACAGCACUCUCAACCGAACAGUAUGCAAGAAGCAUUGGAUGAGCUCAUGAAUUUGAUGACAAUUAUGUACAUGAUUAUACAAGAGGUUUUGGCAAAUCCUGACGAACUGAAAGACGUCGAAACACAGCUUCUCGCCCUGAAUCCAAGUGUGGUAGACUUCUUCGCAGAAGUCACAGGCAAACUGCGUUGGGAUGAGGCCCAGAUCGUGCCUCAAGCUCAGGUGUUCCUGUUACUGUGGAAAUCGAUCCUGCUCGUCUUUGGCGGAUCUGAAGAGCUGGCCGAGACGAAGCGGGCUACGAGAGAAAACCCAUCAGACGACAAAGAUGACAGAGAUGUCAUCACAGCCUCUCCGUUGGAUUAUCAUGUCUUCCGCCAGGAGAUAACAUCCAAGUACCCAGCUUACAUACCACCUCAGCCAGCCAUUCCCUUGGAAGCGGAGAAUACCUCUCUUCUUCCACCUUUGCCGAGUCAACAAGCCCGUAACAACGGCGCUCAAGGCAUUCUGCCCCCUCAACCAGGCACACAAGCCGGAGGUGCUUCCAUUCUUCACCAACCCGUACACAUAGCGACCCCUGCUCCCUCACCUCCGCCUUCGCCGGGUGUUGGCGGCAAAGGUGUCAAGAAGCAGAAUUACCAGACAAACCAGAACUUUCCUUUCAUGUACCCGCCCUUGGACGAGUCUAGUAACAGCCUAGGUGGCAAGGGCAACACCGCCUUACAGGACUUGCUUGUUACUCGGAAAUGGGAAGGUGGCGAUGUCCCGGCUUCAAUUCUCGAGGCCGGCGAACUGUUCUCCAAACGUGUGAGGAUGACGCGCGCGGCGAGACAGCUCUGGCAGGAGCGCGAGAGAUUCAUCAAGUUCGAACGCGGUUGGGAUGAAUCCACAAAUGACAUACUAGACGAGCUUGACCUCUCGUCUCUGACACUGGAAGAGAAGGAAGAGUUGGGCUUGGUGAAGCCAAAGAAGCCCGAACCUGAGGAAAUCGAGGUCGAUUAUGGCCCCAACAAAGACCUGGACGCUAGGACGAAACAGCGUCUAGAUGCUGUUGAACGAUUCUACGCCAACUCUCUUCCCAUCUUGCAAUCGAUAUCUAUGACUUUAAUCAAGUCCAUCAUAGCACACUGGACGGUCGUAAUGACACAGCAACCACAGGGCUCAUUUGGGAUGCAGGGUCAAAACAACGCGAGGCCCAACGGCAACGGGCGAGGCCAAGAAGGCCCAAACGGCACCAAUGGGACUGGAAGCGGUGAUGACAGUGAGCCCUCGCCGGAGGAAUUGGACGCGGCAAGGACUCGCGAGAUCACUCAAAAGGCAGUCAGCGCCAUCAUGCUAUUGCUAUUGAAAUGGUUCAAGCUGUCGCACGUCCUCAAGUUCGAAUAUCUAGCGCAGCUACUUUUGGAUUGUAAUUACAUGCCUUUGGUACUGAAGCUGUUCCUGCACCAGGAUGUCCAACAAGUCAUUGAAAGCAAAGCGGACCGAAUCGAGAAUAGCUUCUUCUACUUCUGUAAUGUUCGAGCUGGGGCCCCAGAGAAGUCUGCACAGCAGGAAGUGGAAGCACCAGCCGCUCAGGAGGAGAGUGAAGACGAUGCGGCGCCACCGCCCAUCAAGCGGCGCCGCUCGCCAACACAAGAGGCUGCCUCUGGGGAGUCAUCCGGCGCAUCCCAGCAGAAUGAGAACGGUCCGCCUGUCAGACCAGAGGUGGACGAGCUCGGUUACCCGGUCAACCCGCUACCGGCUGAGCCGAUCACGGACUUCUCGAGGCGCAACUUCUUCACACUCAUCAACUACCUGCGGGUGAUGCAGAAGAUCUGCAAGCACAAGGCGCACCGCAACCUGCUGCUGGUGCACUACAAGUCGUCCAACGUUUUGCGCAAGAACCUACGGAUCCCGCAGGACCGGCUGCGGCUGUACACGCUCAAGCUUUUCAAAAACCAGGUCCCCUACUGCAGCCGCAAGUGGCGGCAGUCCAACAUGCGGGUCAUCACGGCCAUCUACCUGUACUGCCGGCCGGAGCUGCGCGACGAGUGGCUGGCAGGGGCGGACAUCGACGCCGAGAUGGACGAGGCGCUCCCCCUCGAGCAGGCGCUGCGCAGCCUCACGCACUGGUUCAACGUCCGGCGCUACCCGGACCGCAUGGCGCCUGAGGUGCGCGACGCCCUGCGCGAGGAGCACGACUUCUUCUCGCGCGAGCUCGAGCGCCUCGAGGUCAGCUGGGACGACAUGGGCGCCGCCGAGAGCGUCAACGGCGAGUGGGAGGAGAUCCCCGGGUGGGGCUGA
This is a messenger RNA of Diaporthe amygdali, 3051 nucleotides long. Its product is annotated as required for hyphal anastomosis. Lineage: Eukaryota; Fungi; Ascomycota; Sordariomycetes; Diaporthales; Diaporthaceae. The record is from RefSeq and is a predicted model, not a curated record. Gene Ontology annotation, cellular component: cytosol. Gene Ontology annotation, biological process: cytoskeleton organization. Bases 1 to 3051 code for a protein of 1016 amino acids. The transcript is spliced from 6 exons.